ACAUGUUACUCCCAAUUAUCCAUCAUCUGACACAGCAACCCUAUAGUUAUUAUCCUAGCAUCACAGCAAACACUGCAGAGGUAUAAAACCUGCCCUGGGUGAGUCCUGCUUGUUUUGGAAGCUGCGAGACCUAUAAAGGAUGAAGACUUCUCUUCUUGUUGUGCUCCUCCUAGCCCUGUGCACGGAGAGUGCUUUCUCCUUGACGUGUUUCACGUGCAAAGAUGCACCUUCCAACAUACACUGCCUGAGUACAACCACAUGCUCCGACCAUGAGAAGUACUGUCUCACAACCUAUUCUACCACAGGACUAGGCAAUGACCGUAACCAGCGCAUUACCAAGAAAUGUUCUGCAUUCUGCCCAACAAUUGACCUGAAUAUCGGCAUAGCCGGUGUUGCUACCAGCUGCUGCGAGACUUCCUUGUGCAACAUCAGCGGUGCCAGCAGUGUGAAAACCAGCUACACUAUCAUAGCUCUGGGUGUCUUGGCCAGUCUCACUUGCAUCCUCCGUCUGGGUUUUUGAAGGGGUUGGAGGCUAAAGGAGCUGCUUGGCCUUGCAUUGCAAGGGAUUAAACUCUCAUCUAUAGAGUAUGAAUGGUGCCCUGUUUCAUAGAAUCAUAGAAUCAUAGAAUGGUUUAGAUGGGAAGGGACCUUAAAAAUCAUCUAGUUCCAACCCCGCUGCCAUGGGCAGGGACACCUCCCACUAGACCAGGUUGCUCAAAGCCCCAUCCAGCCUGGCUUUGAACACCUCCAGAGAUGGGGACUCAACUUCUUUGGGCAACCCGGGCCAGUAUCUUACUGCCCUCAUAAUGAAAAAUUGCUUCCUGAUAUCUAAUCUAAAUCUCCCCUCUUCCAGUUUGAAGCUAUUACCCCUUGUCCUAUCACUACAUAUCCUUAUAAAAAGCCCCUCCCCAGAUUUCCUGUAGGCCCCCUUCAGAUACUGGAAGGCCACUAUAAGGUCUCCCUGGAGUCUUCUCUUCUCCAGGCUGAACAACGCCAGCUCUCUCAGCCUGUCUUCGUAGGAUAGGUUUCUCCUACCUGGAAGGUCACAGCCCAUUAGCAAAUAUUUUUACUCUUUUCAUGCUACGAUGACAAUGCAUAAGAGCACAACCCUAUCUCAAAAUGGUGUGUGGAAGAGAAAGGCAUGACAUGGAGCCCUGCAUACGCGGAAGAGCACCAUAUAGCCACCAUCUCUCCUACUAUUGGCCUUUAUAACUCCAUGCAUUUUUUUUCCCUUUCAUUUUGUCCCUGCCAUUCUCUUGUGCCAUUUUUCCCUUCAUACCAUUUUCCGCCCUGUAUCAUUUGGCUCUGAGGAAGCUUUUAAUAUCACAGUUGUUAAACAGAAG
Messenger RNA from Chroicocephalus ridibundus (black-headed gull), 1343 nucleotides. Its product is annotated as lymphocyte antigen 6E-like. Gene Ontology annotation, molecular function: acetylcholine receptor inhibitor activity. Bases 140 to 520 code for a protein of 126 amino acids. The transcript has 3 exons. The record is from RefSeq and is a predicted model, not a curated record. Lineage: Eukaryota; Metazoa; Chordata; Aves; Charadriiformes; Laridae. Gene Ontology annotation, cellular component: plasma membrane.